Microplitis demolitor is the source of this 6910-nucleotide messenger RNA. RefSeq names its product adenylate cyclase type 9 (gene Ac13E). The record is from RefSeq and is a predicted model, not a curated record. NCBI's taxonomy places the organism in Eukaryota, Metazoa, Arthropoda, Insecta, Hymenoptera, Braconidae. The transcript is spliced from 7 exons. Gene Ontology annotation, biological process: adenylate cyclase-activating G protein-coupled receptor signaling pathway; intracellular signal transduction; cyclic nucleotide biosynthetic process. Bases 833 to 4933 code for a protein of 1366 amino acids. Gene Ontology annotation, molecular function: adenylate cyclase activity.
UUUUAUUUUCAAAUUUUCACAUAAGGGUUCGAACGAAAUUUAAUAUUAAAAUCAAUUAUGAUUCAUUAAAUUAAUAAUCAAUUAUUAAACAACUACGGUACAUAUCUUCUUUAUUACUUUUUUAAUGAUACGAAAUUCAAUUAAUUGAUACUAAUAAAUAAAAAAUCGCGUGACCUUGACAAGUCCGUUCUAAAGCACAACCUCUCUGUUUCGCGUUCGAGGCGUGCAAAAUAAAAUUUUAUUAUUACUAUUUCUGAAAGAAAUGAAUUUUUAAAAAAUUUAAUUUUUCCCGCUACUAUAUUUGAGCGCCUUGCACGCGCCCACAAAAUGGUACAGACCUGAUGUUUACAUCUGUCAAAAUAAAAAGUUACUAAAUGGCAAAUAUAAUGUUGAAUUUUAUUAAAGAAACUACGCUCAAAUGCGUAUUUAUAAUUACUUGUUUUAUCUGAGAAAAGAUACAGCCAAGAUGGUUGUCAAUUAUAACUCGAAAAAAUAUUGAAUCCCAACAUUUAAAAUUCUGUUUAUCAUUCAGUCAAGACUCGAUUCCUAAAAAUAAAAUUAAAAACUCGAGUAAAAUAAUAAAAAUAACGUAAAUAAAGUCUAAAUAUAAACACUAGUGCAAAGAAAAUAAGUUUGUGAAUAAUUGAGUUUACAAUAAUAAUAAUUUUUUAAAUAUUCAAACUCAUCUUAAUCAAUGUCUGCCGAUAAUUAGUAAUUAAUAAUAAGUAUUAAAUAAAAUGUACGACUUCGAAUUAGUGUGUCAAGGAUUUUAAUUUAAAUAAUGACUGUGUAAUAAGUAAAAAAAAAAAAUAAAUAAAUAAAUUAAGUCACAAUGACUUCAGACAGAAAAAGAAGUUCAUCAGUUAGUUUCACACCUGGACGUGAUGAUAACGAUAAGGAUGAAAUCCAGAUAUCAUUGGCGCCGUACAUACAAAAUUAUUUAGCACACAGUAGACAAGCUGCAGGAUGUUGUGGUAUAGGUCUUCCGAUACCCUUUGAAAGAGCAGCAAGGCAAUCAUGGUGGAAUCCAAAAUUUGAUUCCGAAAUCCUUGAGGACCAAUACAGGAGAAGCGCUUUUCCACAACUACGUUUACGUUUCAGAUACGCAUUGCUCUAUAUCCUUUUGAUAUCCCUGUCCUGGCUGACCUACUUCACGGUAACGGGACUGGAAAAUAAUAAUCCGUCAACAUGGCCGACGUCUUUGAUAAUAUUUACAACAAUGAUGAUAACAAUGUUAUCAGCACUGUACCUGACAUACACGAAAUACUACCGGUCGAAUAUGAUGGCAACAUCACUGGUAGUAUCCAGUUUGCUCUGUGUCCUGUCAUUGACAUUCCUGGUCCUGGUACCUCCAGCAAGUGGACUCACUCUUGUCGGACACUUUGCGCUGUGCGGAGAAAUAUUGUUACUUAUUUACACAGUGAUACCGCUGCCAUUGUACGCAAGUAUUGGUCUCUGUACCUUGUAUUCGAUUUUAUUUGAAGUACUGACGGCUAAUUUGUAUUACAAGACUACAUACUCGAGUACAGAAAGAAACGGGAGAACUUGGACGAUUGAUUUCAACACGACGUUGAUUAUAAGAAUACUGAUGCAGAUAUCAAUUCAUAUUAUUGGUGUUCAUAUUUUGAUAAUGACGUUCGUGAGAAUGAGAGGGACUUUUAUGAAGGUGGGACAGUCAUUGCUGGUGAGAAAGCAGUUGGAGAUGGAGAAACAGUUGAAAGAAAAAAUGAUUCACUCGGUGAUGCCGCCGAAAGUCGCUGACUGGUUGAUGGAAGAGAGCGAGCGUGAAAGAGAGCGAGAGGACUCGCUGAAAAAGGGUUCGAUUCCUUCGAAUAAUACUGCAGACAUCAGGUCGCUCUUCCGUCCAUUUAACAUGCACUCGAUGGAAGACGUUAGUAUUUUGUUCGCCGAUAUAGUCGGGUUUACGAGAAUGAGUUCGAACAAAACGGCAGAGGAACUCGUUGACAUUUUGAAUGAUUUGUUCGAGAGAUUUGACGACCUCUGUGUCCAGCAUGGCUGCGAAAAAAUAUCUACGCUCGGUGAUUGUUAUUAUUGCGUCAGCGGGUGUCCGGAGCCGAGGUCAGACCACGCGAGAUGCUGCGUAGAAAUGGGACUAGCGAUGAUCGAAGCCAUUAAUCAGUUCGAUGUCGAGAGGAGAGAAGGUGUCAACAUGAGAGUUGGUGUCCACACUGGGACUGUGCUCUGUGGGAUCGUCGGGACUAAGAGAUUUAAAUUUGACGUCUGGUCUAAUGACGUUACUUUGGCUAAUAAAUUAGAGAGUACGGGGAAGCCUGGAAGGGUUCAUAUUAGCGAGAAGACUUUGAGUUUCUUGGGUAAUGAAUAUCUGACCGAAGAAGGUGAUAACGUCAAGGGAAUUAAGACCUACUUCAUAAAGGCACGAAAAGUUGAUUUUCUCAAUGAAUUUAUAACGAAUGUAACGUCACCUGCAAGUAUAUCGCCGCUGAUAAACGCUCGGCAUCGACUAGCUUCCUACAAUCAAUCAAAAUCAAAACAUUAUCUCCACAUGGUGACAAAUCCGAAUAAUUAUAAAAUAAAAGCAAAUUCCUUGCCAAGUAUUCUCGACUCCGAGAACGAUUAUGAUGAACAAGUCAAUGACAAUGAUAAUGAUAAUGAUAAAAAGGAGGAUGUCAACAAGAGUCCGCUGUCGACAGCCAGUUACGGUAAGAAAAAGGCCCGUAGACCCUGGAGAUAUUUGCACAGGCAACGGACUACUGGUGACAUGGACACUAGACCUGUGGAAGCUAAACCGGAGCCCGAAGCUGAACACAAUGGACUUAAUGGAGUUGUUGUUGACGGCAUAGAAAUGGAUCCAAAUCCAGCGCCAGCCAGUCCCCUGUUACCUCGCGAUGAUGUUAUGAGCCACACGUCGUCUAUUUGCAGCAGAAAGGACUCGGGGAUACGAAGUAAUAGUCGCAGAAGUAGUAUACAGCAGCAGCUGUUUCUCAUGAAUGGAAUAGCACAGGGAGAUUUACUAGGUCAUCGGGUCAGCGGUUACUACACAUCAAGUUCAACAUUAAAUUCACUUCAAGAUCCUCCAUCAUCAGCACCUAAUUUUCCAUUUCCUCCAAUUCUUACUGACACAUUCGGCGUCUGCUUUCAUAAACUACGCAAACAGUCUGAUCUCCAACUGAUAAGAUGCGUGCAGGACAACGUAAGCUCCCAGAGUUCGUAUUUCGUGACUCCGCCUCUGUCAACAGUGACCCUCUUCUUCAAAAACAAAGAAAUGGAAAAAGAGUACCGAGAGAACGCGCACAAGGCAUCUGAAGCCCUGGGAGAUAGUCCGCCGACCCUAGCAACCGCGAGGUUCAACACCUACUUCGACAUCCUGAUAUCCGCACUAGUCUACACAGCGAUCACCGCCUCGUUGUUUCUCCUCUGCAAGCCAACGAACUACUUCAUAGUCUUCAGCGUGAUCGCAACUCUGAUGCAAAUCCUCGUGGUCGUGCUCUGCAUCCGGCAACUAGUAGAUCCCAACUCAAUUUACGCAACUUACACCCAAAUGAUAUUCAAAUUCUUUACGAGAUGGUACCCCUGGCAUGGCUGCGGUGCGCUACUAGUCGGCUUGCCGAUAAUAUCGAUCCUACUCAACUUAACUUGCAACAACAGCUACCGCGCGACGCUAAUUGAUUUUGAAUAUUACUACAGCUACCUCAUGUUCGUCGGGUUGAUACAUUUUUGUAACUUUACCCAGUUAAAUUGCUGGAUGAAAAAUUUUCUCGUAACUCUAUCAGCAGUACUAUUUAUUACGCUUGUUAUCAGUAAUAUUAGUGUCAGUACAUAUCUCAUUAAAAAUGAUAUUUAUUUACACAAUAAAUCAAUCAAUGGAUUUUAUAACUCAAAAAUGAAUCUCAGUAUAAAUGAAAUAAAAAGAUUACCGCGUAAUAUUAUAUCUGACAAUCCAGUACCAAUAGUGCCUGUACCAAAUGAUAUUGAUCAAUUUACUGAUAAAAUAUUACUGACAACAACAACUCAAAGUAUAUUAAUUGUCGAUGAGUCGACAACAGUACCAACGACAACUGUAAAGUCACCUGAAAAAAUAAUAAUAUCAUAUAGAUCUGAUUCAUACAAUGAACGUUUGUACAAACAAGAAAUAUUUCUUGAUAUUAUAUUGCUAUUAUUUUUGGUCUGGUUCUUGAACCGCGAGUUCGAAAUAAGCUACCGGUUGAGUUUUCACGGUAAUGCAGUUGCUGCGGGUGACAAAACGCGAGUCCAGGCUAUGAAAAAUCAGGCCGACUGGUUACUGCAUAACAUAAUACCGAAAUAUGUCGCCGAUCAAUUGAAAACGACUGCCAAGUACUCGCAGAAUCACAAAGCCGUGGGUAUUAUAUUUGCGAGUAUUGUUAAUUUCAAUGAAUUGUAUGACGAAUCUUAUUUGGGGGGCAAAGAGUACCUGAGAGUACUCAACGAACUGAUCGGGGACUUUGAUGAGUUGCUUGAGAAACCCGAGUUCAGUAACGUUGAAAAAAUCAAGACUAUUGGUAGCACUUUUAUGGCAGCGAGUGGACUAAAUCCCCAGGUUAGGCAGCAAAAUGACCAUGAGAAUUGUCACUUGUUUCAGCUCAUUGACUUUGCGGUGGCGAUGCAAAAGGUUAUUUAUGAUUUUAACAGAGAUCUGUUGGGUUUCAAAUUGAUAUUAAGGGUGGGUUUUAACUACGGAGACGUUACUGCUGGGGUAAUUGGUGCUACCAAACUCUAUUAUGACAUUUGGGGCGACGCGGUUAAUAUCGCGUCCAGAAUGGACUCUACCGGAGUCCCGGGAAGGAUUCAGUUCGCGAGCAACUGCGUGGAUGUUCUGGGUGAGAAGUACAAAUUUGAACCCCGCGGGCAGGUUUAUGUUAAAGGGAAAGAUAAUAUGGACGUUUUCCUGCUGAUUGGAAAAAAAGAAGAUAUUAAUGGGACUGGGGUUAUUUGAGGUUCGGAAAGACCUUCGGAUUACCGGAGGAACUCAGUUUUCAAGUACGUCAAGGUUAAACUUGAUCAAGCUGGGAUACUUAUGUAUUUAUGUGUAGGUAGCAGACAUUUUGUUAAAGAAGAAUUUGUUUAAUAUUUUAUGAGCAGUUUUCCUGCAACGGGUGUCGUUUAGUUUUUCUUUAUUAAUUAUUUUUUAUUCUAUUGGGAAUCAAAGGUUGUGAAUAAGUCUUGUAAUUUUAAAUCAAGUUUAAAUUUUAUAACUGACGAAAUAUUAACAAGAUUGAAAUUCAAGAUGAUGGUACCAUCGAUAAAGAUUAUUUAUAAAAUCAUACUUUAAAACACUUGAAGUAGAUCUGUACGUUGUUGUAAAAAAUAUUUGGAAGAUGAUGUAAAAUAUGCCUGCAGACAUUCGCAUGUAAAAUCAUUUUUUCGGUACCAUCUGGAGGCAUAUUAUGAAAUAUUUUUUGCGCAUAAGUUACGAAUAAUAAUUUUUACUGCUCAAGACUUUAAAUAAAUUAGGGACUAUCUUUAAAGUGGAAAACUUGGUUUUGUAUUAAAAAAUUAUAUUAAAUUUUUCCUGGAGAGAAAAUGAACUUCGGAAGUCUCCCACUACCGAACAUUUCUAAACUACGCAUGGAUAAAAAAGGUGGAGGUAAAAAUUGAAAAAUUUCGAGGUGCAUUUUCUUGCUGGGAUAAUUUUGAACCUCGCAGAUUUAAAAAAUGAUAGUCUAUGACUGCUAAAUAAACGAUAAAUACAAUAUAGAGUAAUUAUAUUAAUUAAAUGAUAUUUAUUUUGAGAUAUUAUAUUUUUGAAGGAAAAAAUUUAUUUUUAAGUGGAUAAAUUUUUAUUAUUUUAUAAAAAUUUAAUCCGCUUAUUUCAAGUACAAAAUACGAGAGAGUUAUUAAUAUUUAUAGUUAUAGUUAUAUAUUUUUUUUUUGUUUUAUUUAUUUUAUCAAUUAGUACAUGUAUGUUAAUUUAAAAUCUCUCGUAUCGCAACGUGCACAAGAUUACGAAACAAAAUAAAAAAAAUAUUCAUCGAAGUACAGAAAAAAAGUUAAUUUUCCUAUGAAAUUAUUGCCGUAUUUUAUUAUGAGUCUUAUAUAUAUCAUUAUGUACACUUAUAUAAUACAAUACUUUUGAAAUAUAUAUGUAAUAAAUUUCGCUGUACAGCGAAGCAUUCCAGCAAAGUCGUGACCACUAAAAAAAUAAUUAAAAAAAAUGUCUAAAAAUAAAUUCGUGCCAUAAAUAAAUUUUUUUAGGUAAAAAAAAUUGUAUACGUGUUCAUAUCACAAUCAAUAAAUAAUAAGUAUGUUAAUAAAUAAGUGCCUGUGUUGCCGAAAAAUAUGAAUAUUAUAAUAUUUCUAUCAACACUCCAAAGAAAUAAUAAUAAUUAUAAUACAUUAUUAUUAUAUUGCAUUUUUUUACAUGCCAGUUGAACAAUUAUUGCCUUAUAUUUUAUAAAAAUCAUUCAUCUACGGUAAAUCUUUAUAUUUUUAUUGAUAUUAAUUAAUACUAUUAUUUAAUUGUACUUUCCUAUUUAACUCAGGGGUGAUAUGCCCAUAUCUCAAAUAAAGUUUUAAUAAAUAUAUAUAUAGAUAUAUAUUAUUGUAUGUUGUAUGUAAUUAUUGUUGUGUAUUAAUUAAGUCGGAUUUCUGGGGCAACAAUCAGCUAUUACAGCCAUCACGCUAUAUUCCAUUCUCUUUAUGAAAUAUAAUAAUCGAAAUGUAUGAUACAAGCUUUAAUACUAAAAUUCAGAAGAUGUAUGACAUUUAAAAUUAUGAAAUGUAAUGAACCGAUAUUAUUGUUACUCAUAUUUUGUAAACUUGAAAUAGAUUAUUUUGAAUUUUAUUGUUGGUGUGUAAAACUCUAUUGGAAUUGUUAUAAUUAUAAAAAUGUGUUUUAUUUGUAAUUAAUUAUUGUCACUCUAAGGCUUGUAUAUUAAUCUUUAUAAUAAAAAAAGGCAAAUUAUAAAACUUA